Saccostrea echinata is the source of this 411-nucleotide messenger RNA. RefSeq lists its product as uncharacterized. The coding region runs from base 1 to 411 and encodes 136 amino acids. NCBI's taxonomy places the organism in Eukaryota, Metazoa, Mollusca, Bivalvia, Ostreida, Ostreidae. The record is from RefSeq and is a predicted model, not a curated record. The transcript has 2 exons.
AUGGAUUUUAUAACCAAGGGAUUAAUAGGUACUGGUGGGUGUUGGGGUGCUAGUGUCGGUGUGAAGAGAGGAAAAGUGGAUCUCUCAGUGUUCGGUACGAAUACUGGCAAGAAUCCUUCAACGUUUGGUACGAAUACUGGCAAAGGCACUGUAAUUGGAGCCAAGGCAAAAUUCACGAUUGGAGGGUCAAACAAAGGGGGAAGAAGACAAGGACGAGGAUUUUGGGGAGGACGGAGAGGAGGAAGCUGGCGAGGACUUGGGGGAGCUGGACCAGUAGGAGGAGGUGGGACAGGAGGCGGGUUUGGAGGCGGAGGCGGAGGUGGAGAUAGAGUGGAAACAGAGACUCUUCAGUGGACUAGUCUAAUCAUAAGCAAACUCCCUCCACCCAGUAAAUGGGACAUCCCUUCUUGA